Humulus lupulus (European hop) is the source of this 1357-nucleotide messenger RNA. RefSeq lists its product as uncharacterized. The record is from RefSeq and is a predicted model, not a curated record. The transcript is spliced from 8 exons. Bases 195 to 1145 code for a protein of 316 amino acids. NCBI's taxonomy places the organism in Eukaryota, Viridiplantae, Streptophyta, Magnoliopsida, Rosales, Cannabaceae.
CUACACCCACAAAUGCUCUACACAAGCUCAACCAUAAUAGUAGCCACCCUCGUAAUACCCAACCCAACCCAACCCAACCCAAGUAUUUUUCAGGGAAAGAGGUAAUUAAGUAACAGGUCUUAAAAUACGGCUGAUUUGAAUUCGACGGCGCCAUAGAUAAGUUGAUACACAGUUCACAUAUAGAUACUCCAUCGAUGUACGCAAACGCUACUAUAGCUACACCACAGUGCCAUUUUUCUUCUUCUUCUUGGCAAUGGAACAAGAACAAUAUUGCGCUAUUUCCCUCUUUGCAAAAGUUGUUAUCCUCACCUCUGCAGCAGCCUCCGACUCUUUUAAUAUCUGCAGUUUCUCCUUCCAAUGGGAAUUUUGUUAACAGCGAAGAUGAAAACUCCGUUAGUAUUAGCAGUAGCCCAAAUGGGUCGUCCGCGGCAAAAGGGUCGGGCACGACUGCGAGAAGUCGGAGGCUGCUGAGGAUUCGGGAAGAGAAGAGGAAACGCGAGCACGAUCGCCUCAAUAAUUAUCCUUCUUGGGCAAAAGUUUUGGAAGAGGCUUGCAAAGAUGAUACUGAGCUCCGAGCUGUUCUUGGUGAUAGCAUAGGCAAUCCUGAGCUUAUGAGGAAGAGGAUUGAAGAAAGAGUUCGGACCAAGGGUAGAGACUUUCGCAAAUCAAAGACCGGUUCUGUUCUUGCUUUCAAAGUCAGCUUUAGAGACUUCAACCCUAUUGAUUCUUACGUAUGGUUUGAACUAUAUGGUUCACCGACUGAUCGAGAUGUUGAUAUUAUUGGUAGUGUUAUUCAAUCAUGGUAUGUCCUUGGUCGCUUGGGCUCGUUCAACUCAUCUAAUCUUCAGCUGGCCAAUUCAUCCGUAGAGUAUGAUCCUCUUUACGAUGCAGAGAAGGGUUUCAAAGUUUUGCCCUCGUCAUUUCACGACAUUAGCGACGUUGAAUUUCAGGACAAUUGGGGCCGUGUCUGGGUUGACCUUGGUACAGCAGAUAAUUUUGCCAUCGAUGUACUUCUCAAUUGCUUGACAGUCUUGAGCUCAGAAUAUAUAGGAAUUCAACAUAUUGUUUUUGGAGGUCGUAGCAUGGGUGAUUGGGAAGAGGGGAUGACAAGUCCUGAGUAUGGAUAUAAGUACUUCAAGAUCUAAGCUUUAUUGUCUUUUGGAUUGUGUCUUAAUAAUCUAUCCGUCUAUUCUAGGCUAGCUCACAAUUUCACACCAUGUGUAUAACACACGUGCUUCGUGUAUUUAUCCUUUGGAUUUUAGAAGUAAGAGGGUGCCUUGCCUUGUGCAAAUUUUGAUCCUUUACUUUUCUAAUUGUUGAUAAUUUUGAACCUAAUAAAGCAGAAGCAUUUUUUUGA